AUGGCAGAGAUAGCGACAGAGAUCGAUCUUGAUUCGGUCAUCGACCGACUCCUUGAAGUCCGUGGCAACCGCCCUGGCAAGCCCGUCCAACUGGCGGAAUACGAAAUCAAGUACUUGUGUACAAAAGCACGCGAAAUCUUCAUCAACCAGCCUAUUCUCCUCGAGCUCGAAGCUCCAAUCAAGAUUUGCGGCGACAUUCAUGGCCAAUAUUACGACCUUUUGCGACUUUUCGAGUACGGCGGGUUCCCACCAGAAGCAAACUACCUAUUCCUUGGCGACUAUGUAGACAGAGGGAAGCAGUCUCUGGAGACUAUCUGUCUUCUCCUUGCGUACAAGAUCAAGUACCCCGAAAACUUCUUUAUCUUACGAGGCAACCACGAAUGCGCCAGUAUCAAUAGGAUAUACGGCUUUUAUGAUGAAUGCAAACGCCGCUAUAACAUUAAGUUAUGGAAAACCUUCACGGACUGUUUCAACUGCCUUCCAAUCGCCGCCAUCAUCGACGAGAAGAUCUUCACAAUGCACGGUGGACUGAGUCCCGACCUACAAUCCAUGGAACAAAUACGGAGAGUCAUGCGACCGACGGAUGUCCCGGAUACAGGCCUGCUCUGCGAUCUCCUGUGGUCGGAUCCCGACAAGGACAUCACAGGCUGGUCAGAGAACGACCGAGGAGUAUCAUUUACAUUUGGGCCGGACGUGGUAUCACGCUUCUUACAAAAGCACGACAUGGACUUGAUAUGUCGGGCACAUCAGGUCGUCGAGGAUGGCUAUGAGUUCUUUGCGAAGAGGCAUUUGGUGACGUUGUUCUCAGCGCCGAACUACUGUGGCGAGUUCGACAACGCGGGUGCUAUGAUGAGUGUGGACGAGACACUAUUGUGUUCCUUCCAGAUCCUGAAGCCUGCCGAGAAGAAGGCGAAGUACCCAUACGGUGGGAUGAACAUGGGGCGUCCUGUGACGCCGCCGCGCAAGCCAAAGAAGAAGGACAACAAGAUGGGCUGA
Messenger RNA from Cyclocybe aegerita, 996 nucleotides. NCBI's taxonomy places the organism in Eukaryota, Fungi, Basidiomycota, Agaricomycetes, Agaricales, Hemipholiotaceae. The record is from the annotation of a GenBank genome assembly.